Molecule: messenger RNA, 5405 nt
Organism: Spirodela intermedia
Lineage: Eukaryota; Viridiplantae; Streptophyta; Magnoliopsida; Alismatales; Araceae
Source: the annotation of a GenBank genome assembly
AUGGCGUCGGCUGUGAAGAGAAAUUAUUACAAAGAAAAGAUGAAUCGUCGGAAGUAAGAAAUUUAUCUGCAUCUUAUAUUGUACUUCGAACUAAAUGAUAUUAUUCAGUCGUAACUGCUCUUGACGUAGCUUAUAAGUUUUUAUUUCGCGAAUUUGAGUUCUAGGGUUUCUACGGAAGUUAGGAUUCUGGCAUCACGUCCUUAUUCAACUCUCGAAGCUUCUACCCUAACCAGAUAAUUUUUCUUUGAUCAUAAUUCAUAGAGAAGAGAAGAAAGAGGAACCUGAAUUACCUAAAUAUCGGGAUCGCGCCAAGGAGCGUCGGGAAGAUCAAAACCCUGACUAUGAACCAACUGAAUUGGGUUCUUUUCAUGCGGUUGCUCCACCGGGUGCUGUUGUCCUUAGGUAGAAUCUCAUGUGUUCUCCUUUCUUACAGAUUGGCAAAGCUUUCUGUCUUCGCACAUUUUACUAUUACGAGUUCGUUUUAUGCAUUUAUGCUUACUAUCUGUCAUAUCUUCAGGUCAGCUGAUGCCAACAAAAUAUCCAUAGAAAAUAGCAAAUAUCUUGGAGGUGAGUCCACGAGUUGAAACCUGGUGCUUUUUUAAUUUUUGAAGACAUUGUUCUUCAUGCCUUGAGACUUAUGUGGGUCCAUUCACUUUCGGAAGUCUGUGCUUCUCAAUGCACCUGUCUAGCUAUAUCUUCGAGGCUCAUUUUCAAUGUCAAGAGGGGAAAAAAAAUAUGGGGGUCGCAUUACCAUUUUCAUUAGCUGAAUUUCUAGAAAUCGUAUCUCCCAGUUCGUUUUGUCUUUAGCAGCAAUGUUUGAUUGAGAAAAUUUUGAGGCUACUGACCCUUUCUGUCAUUGACUCCUCAAUCUGCUCAUCAAAACAAGUAAAAAAUAAUUAUCCUGGUUACCUUAGUUGAUUGUGACAAUCUCCACGAAGUAGAUUCAGAUUGUUGAACCAUAUAUAGUGUCAGUGUAAUGCUUCUUCUUCUCUCUUUUGUAUUGCGGACCCUUGGUGCGAUGCUGGAGGUCUUGCUCAGUGACUCAACUGUACAAUGAGUUUUCUAUGCGUCCUAUCAUUAUGUGACGUGAGACGGCUACUGAUGACACCUUAUGAAUUCUAGGCGGUCCUUGUUAUGACCAUAGACCAGUUUGAGGGGUUGUGGUCAAUGUAGAAGCAGAUAGGUUCGCAUGGUGUUUCUGGUGUCUCUAACUGUCUGCUCUUUAGGGGAUGUGGAGCAUACUCACUUGGUCAAGGGGUUGGAUUAUGCAUUGCUUCAGAAAAUAAGGAGCGAAAUUGAUACCAAGAAACCGGAGACUGAAGAAGCAAAAGAUGGAAAAUCCAGGUAAGUUCUCUAUAACAGAUGUACGUUUAGCAUAUUAUUUACAUUCCUUCUGGUUAUAUCUUUUGGGGAAAAAAGUUGCCUUGAGCGCUUGAGUUGGCUUGCCUUUUUUGUGUAAACCCUGAUAUGCAUCGCUUUAAGCUCUAAUCUUGACUAGGUUUCUGAAAUUAAUUUUUUUAUGUCGUUAUUUUGUAGAUGCUUGGUACUUUUUACCAUCAAGGAUUUGAACAAUGAUAUCAUUCUCGUGCCUAUGUUUUUGUAAUGUUUUUAUGUGCAUUGCAAUCUAUGACCGGAAGGAAUGGCUAUCAUCCUGUAUACUCACUAUAUGAUCAAUCAGACGCUUGUGCUGCUUCUUGUCGUAUAAGUUUUGAGAGGGUUGAAGAUUACAUUGUUGCUCUGUGAUGUUGUAGUUAUUCCUAGUUGAAAUAUGUAUCGGCAUUCGCCAUGACUAUCAAUCAGGAAAGCAGGACUCCACAGAUAUGCAUUAGGCCAUUGAUUUUUGUCGAUUCUUCAAUUUUUUCCAAGUUGAUGCCUAUAUUAUAGCUGGCAUUGGGUUUUUUUCGCUUAUGCUCUACUUUUAUCCAGUCCAAACAGACAGGUUGAAAUUAUGACAGUAUAUCAUGUGGAAGUCUCAAUUUACAGAUAUUCAAUUAGAAUUUGACUUUUGCCAUGCUGUGAUAUGACGUUUGGUUAUGAAUGUUCUUUCACUUGUCCUGACAACUUUCAAUAUUCUUACAGCAAAGUAGCCAGGGAAGAUCAGCUUUUGUCAUUUCGUACUGCAGCUGCAAAGGUGAAAUGACUUGAUAUCUUUAGUCGUCAAAGUGUAUAUUAGAAGUCCAGUGUAAACAUAUUGGCAUCUAACUUAGGCUUUCUGAUUGUAGUCAGUUUAUCAGUGGAUAGUCAAGCCGCUGAGUGUUGUGAAGGCUAAUGAGAUGUUUCUGCCUGGUCGGAUGGCCUUUGUCUUCAACAUGGUAGGAUUUUCUCAUUGUCAUAAAUGGUCUUUUACCUUUUCUACAUGGGUUUUCAAUCAGCUUUCCUUCAACAACAAAAAAAAGGUCCUCUGGAAUUUUUGCCAUUGUGAAACCGAUACGUGACAAUCAACUAGCUCAAAUUUCAGUUGGAAAAAGAAAAAAAAUGGAAGGCAGGGUAAGAGAAAAAGGUGUAUGACUGAAUGACGGAUAAGUUAAGGUUAAAUAGAAGAAUAGUAAGUUCAGGGAUGCAAGAAAAUAGAAUAGAGAAUAGAAUAGUUAAGGUUAAAUUGUAGAUUCCAUGAGUUUCUCAAGAUUUACCCAGCAUUCUAGAAUUUUACAAAGCAUUGAUCCGCGGAUAGCAUGAGCUUAAUGAAAAAGAGUUGUAUGUGAACAGUUCUGAUGAUGGGAACAAUAUGUUUGUCACAAUCCGACUGGAGUUUAUAAGUUAUGAAAUUUAAACUAAAAUUAAAAUCAGCUGUUCUUUAUGAAUAUAAUAAAUCAUCAACUCUGGGGCAUUCCAAUGUAAAUUUAAUUGAUACGUUAUCGUAGAUGUGCGGGGCACUGGUGGACUGAGCACAUAAAUAGAAAACUAAGAUUCAUAUUUGGACCAGAAAUAUGUUUCUCCAAAUAGAAAUGAACCUUAUACCUGUGUGAGCCAGCCCAAAGCAAUCUAACUGGCCUUCUCCUGUUUGGAAGUACUUCAUGCUAAUUCUGGGGACGUCUUUGAACUGCAUCAUACCCACCCAUUUGACACCUCUGAGAAUUAGAUGAACUCCUUUUAGAGCCCGCUCCGGUGGGUUUUUAUUUGGCCUUCCCCAUUGGAAAUCCCUUUACACGGAUUGCGGGCGUUCAUUUGAAAUGCACCAACCCAUUGGUCAACAACAAUUGCUUAAGUUGACAUCAUUUCAUUUUCCGGCUAUGUUCAUGGGCAGGACACGAGCCUAGGUAAAACUUAUAUCUGCAACAUCUGGAAUUCCGAGUUUUGGCAAAAAGGGUGGAACCUCAGUUGUUCUUUUUAUGACUCAUACAUAGUUAACGUCUUUUUCAAUGACCAGUCUUUAUGAAUUACAGAUUUUAUUAGAAGAGAAAGCCAGAGGCAUGGGUGGGAUGAGUUUGCCGUUUAUUUAUAUUGACCUUGCACUUGUUGGUUUCUCAUGCCACGCGAGCUGGGAAAUACCGCCUGAUAUUAUUUUUUCUUAAAAAAUAAUCUUUAUGGGAUAUUUUUUUUGACGUCAUCAUCUCUGUCUUCUUCAACGAGCUGCAGGAAGAAGGGUCCUCCCAUGAUAUACCGACUACACUUCACAGAAGUAAGGCUGACUGCCCCAUUCCGGAGGUUUGUCGUCCUCUUCAUAUGCGUAUACACGCUUUAACCUUCUGUGAGGGUCGUUCGUUGUUUGUAAGCUCCAUGAGUGAUCAAGCUGAACGGGGGCUUUGCCAUGGUGUUACCCAGGAGAUGGUUACAGUCGGUGUUGACGGUUCUGUGCUUGAUCGCAUCGCGAAAAUCAUGUCCUAUCUGCGGUUGGGGUCUUCAGGGAAGGUAUUGAAGAAAAAGAAGAAGGACAGAGACGCAAGAGGUAUCCUUCUGCCUGCCUAAUGCCCUACUGAAAUCGAUGCAUUAUACCUCACCCUUUCUUUUCCUGCCAGGUAGAACCUUAUGAUGAUGAUGAUGGCGUUUUUUCUUCUUCUUUGUUUUUUUUUUUUUUUUUUUUUUUUUUUUUUUUUUUUUUUUUUUUGGUUUGCCUCAAUGAAUAUUCUGCUCACUUGGUCAACUGUGAAAUCACCAAUCCUUGAAAGUGGGCGUCACAUUGUUCUACAUGCACAUCUCCGUUGCCAGGGAAGCUGUCUGGUCUUGGGAUCGAUUUCGAGGAAGAUGAGAAAGCCAGGCUCCCUGAAAGUGGGGUCAAGAAGCAUGAAGAAGCUGAGAGGGAAUCUCUUCCGCCACCCCCUCAGAUGAGCCACCUUGAUGUGAGGGACAGGCAGGCCCCACCUUCUGCAAGAGAAGACGACGACGACAUUUUUGUCGGGUACGGCGUCGAUUACGCCGUCCCUGGUAAUGGCCCGAACCAGAGCCCCCUGUCAGAGGACAUGGAGGAGUCCCCCAGGAACAGGGAGCGGCAGUCAUAUUUCUCUGAGCCCGCCUAUGGUCCCGCUCCUCCCGACCACCCUCCACAACCCUGGGAAGCGACCGUAAGUUCCUCGAUUACAAAAGAAAUCACUUCUUCUUCUUCCUCCAUUUUUCUCUUUUCCUUGUUACUGUUUUGGGGGAAGCAAUGGAAGAAUAUCCAGGGCAAUCGCAAUCAUCAGACGGCCCCGUUUCUUUCUUGCAGAAUGGUUACGAUGUGAUCCAACAGGCCCAGGUGGUGGCGGCUGCAGCAGCAGCAUACCAGGGCGAAUGGCAGCAGCAGCAGCAGCAGGGCUGGCAGUACGCCGAGCAGCAGCAGGCGGAGUACCCGGAGCAGUACCUCCAGCAGCAGCAGAGUCAGCAGAGCCUGCCGGAGUUGGAUCCCCGCUUCAUGACGCAGGAGGACAAGGACCGGGGGCUGGGCUCCGUCUUCAAGCGCGACGACCAGCGGCUCCAGCAGCUAAGGGAGAAGGACGCCCGAGAGAAGGACCCCAACUUCGUCUCGGAGAGCUACUCCGAGUGCUACCCGGGGUACCAGGAGUACAACCGCGAGAUUGUGGAGAGCGACGACGAAGACGACCUCUCCAAGAUGGACAUGGGGGGCCGGGUGAGACAAGGACCCCGACUUCUCUCUCUCUCUCUCUCUUCUUCCUUCUCUCCUUGUUGUUUCUCUGACGAAGGUGGAGUUGCAGGCGAAGGGGCGGCUGCACCGGUGGGACUUCGAGACGGAGGAGGAGUGGGCGACGUACAACGAGCAGAAGGAGGCGAUGCCGAAGGCGGCGUUCCAGUUCGGGGUGAAGAUGCAGGACGGGCGCAAGACCCGGAAGCAGAACAAGGACCAGAAGCUGACCAACGAGCUGCACAAGAUCAACCGCAUCCUCGCCAGGAAGAAGGCCGAGAAGGAAGGCCGCGACGACGCCGCCGGCGACUUCGACGACGAGCCGCAGCCCGGGAAGAAGCUCCGCGUCUGA